Messenger RNA from Hipposideros armiger (great roundleaf bat), 1758 nucleotides. It is a transcript of the gene FBXO5, whose product is annotated as F-box protein 5. Gene Ontology annotation, molecular function: protein binding. Gene Ontology annotation, cellular component: nucleus. The transcript has 5 exons. The record is from RefSeq and is a predicted model, not a curated record. NCBI's taxonomy places the organism in Eukaryota, Metazoa, Chordata, Mammalia, Chiroptera, Hipposideridae. Bases 16 to 1344 code for a protein of 442 amino acids. Gene Ontology annotation, biological process: regulation of mitotic nuclear division; negative regulation of meiotic nuclear division.
CCCACUUCCACUGGCAUGAGCCAGCACCCCUGCAGCUGCUCCCCACGUUCUCCCUCCAGGUCCUGCCGCUGCCCCUACAGCGCCGUGACAGCCUCCGGGCGCCCUCGCCCCUCGGACAGUUGCAAGGAAGAAAGUUCCACUCUUUCUGUCAAAAUGAAAUGUGAUUUUAACUAUAACCAUCUUCAUUCUGGACUUAAACUGGUAAAACCUGAUGACAGUGGAAGGCUAGUUUCCUGCAUUUCUUCAUGUUUGGAAGGCUCUAAUGAAGACUGCAUUAAAGACUAUGAAAAGUUAUCAGAUAUUGGGUCACCAAUUGUGAGCCCCAGGAUUGUAGAACUUGAAACUGAGAGCAAGCCCUUGCAUAACAAGGAAAAUCAACAUGUGCAACCAUCACUUACUAGUUCAAAUGAAAUAGAAGAACUAGAGGCCAGUGGACCUUGUGAAGACAGUGGCUAUUCUUCAUUUUCCCAGCCAAGUGUCCUCAGUGAACAUGAAGCUGGGCUUCCCCUGGACAGUGACAGUCCACAGUCUUGCCUGCUACUGACGCAAAGCCCAGACCAAUUUCCCAACAAAAACUUGCUGCCAGCUCUUCAUUUUGCAAAAGUGGUUUGUUCAACAUUAAAAAAGAAUACCAAACGGAAUCCUAAAAUAGAUUGGGAGAAGCUGAAGGAGUACAAUGUAAAUUUUAGACUACAGAAUAUAAUUGGCAGGAAAAUGGGCCUAGAAUGUGUGGAUAUUCUCAGUGAACUCUUUCGAAGGGGACUCAGACAUCUCUUAGCAAAUAUUCUAACACAGCUCAGUGAUAUGGACUUAAUCAAUGUGUCUAAAGUGAGCACAACUUGGAAGAAGAUUCUAGAAGAUGACAAGGGGGCAUUGCAGUUGUACAAUAAAGCAAUACAAAGAGUUACUGAAAAGAACAUUAAGUUUUCACCACAUGCUUCAACCAGAGAAAAUGUUAUGUUCAGAACCCCAUUGGCUUCUGUUCAGAAAUCAGCAGCCCAAACUCCCCCCUGUAAAGAUGCUCAAAUCAACUUAUUCAAUCCAGGUGAUCAAAAAGAUUCUACUUACAGUCGGCACAAUGAAUUCUCUGAGGUUGCCAAGACUUUGAAAAAGAAUGAAAGCCUCAAAGCUUGUAUUCGCUGUAAUUCACCUGCAAAAUACGAUUGCUAUUUACAGCGGGCAACCUGCAAACGAGAAGGCUGUGGGUUUGAUUAUUGUACAAGGUGUCUGUGUAAUUAUCAUACCACCAAAGACUGUUCAAAUGGCAAGCCUCUAAAAGCCAGUCAUAAAGUGGGUCCUCUGCCUGGUACUAAGAAAAGCAAAAAGAAUGUACGACGAUUGUAAUUAAAUCUGUUGUAACUGAUUGUGAAGGUUAGUCAAAAAAUGUUAGGUUUUAAUAUGAAAAAUAAAAAUAAAUAUUCGAUUUCAUGUUAUCAAUGUAGUACAUGGGAGUUUUUUCCCCUGGUAAGUAGAGGAUGCACAACCUCUUAAAAUAUUUUACAACUUAAUGUGAAAAAAAUUAAAAAUUCUCAGUAUACAUCAGAAAAUUUAAAUAUUUUAAUGAAACUAGUUGUCAAAUUCAGAGGUCAAAAAGUUGAUUUGGUUUUAUAGUAAAGGAAAUCCAUGUAAUUUUACCUAGAAAAUCUUAAAAAUUUUGUUUACCAUCUAUUAGCAUUUGAGACAUUUUAUUUGCUUUAUCAAAUUAAUAUCUUGGAAAUAUCAUCUUAUGGUGUCUGUUAAUUUAAAUGUUUUGUUACC